This is a messenger RNA of Mytilus trossulus (common blue mussel), 6809 nucleotides long. RefSeq lists its product as uncharacterized. The record is from RefSeq and is a predicted model, not a curated record. Bases 113 to 3178 code for a protein of 1021 amino acids. The transcript has 7 exons. NCBI's taxonomy places the organism in Eukaryota, Metazoa, Mollusca, Bivalvia, Mytilida, Mytilidae.
UUCUACGGAAGUGACGAUUUUAUUAAAAAUAGACAUUGGGAAUUACCAACUAUGACGUCCAUUAACUAUAACGAAAGUGUGUAAACAUUUCAUUAUUAUAAUACAUGUUGACAUGGAUGAAACUCACCAACUAGGAAGUAAUGUAAAUCUGUAUUCCUCGCUUUCACAAGAUGACCACAAUGAUGGAACAGACACUCAGAAUUCAGAUAUAACCAGAGCCUCUUCAGAAUCGAAAAAGGUUUCAUUUAAAGAAGAUCAACAACCAAGACAGGUAAUACAAGGUCACCAGAACCCUCCAAAUGCCUCAUCGCAGUCUCAACAUAUGAGAACUAGUUCUUCGAUUAAAAACAUACAGUCAUCUUCUCAUGGAACUCCAAAUAAAGACCAACAAAUUUUAAACUCAAAUAUAGCAGCUCAUAGUAAUGUGAACCCCAGAAUGUCUGACGCCCAUGUCAUUGUAAGCUCCAAUAGGAACAGAAGUCGUAGUCCUAAUGAUGACCAAAAUAUGGACCAACAACUACGUACGCAACCAGAAAGUACAGGUCAAUAUAAAUCACCAAACAGGUUGUCAAUUGAUACAGAAACUGACGCAAAACCGAUGACACCUCAUUCAUCACAGACUGAAUCUCUGGAAUUUGGAGCAAAGGGUGGUACAUACGAAACCUUCAAGAAAACAGAAGAAAUGCUAUGCUUCGAAAACAAUGUAUUGAGACCUAAAGAUCAUUACGACCAACCUUUAACUCCCAAACAUUUGAUAGACAUGGUAAUUGUAUAUGCAAAGUCAGACUAUCAGAAAGCUUUAAACUAUAAAUUAUAUCUAAAAGAUAUAGCUGACAAAAAUGGUAUGGAAGAUAUAAAAAUUGAGUUAUACACCAGCGAAGAUUUUCCAAAUAAUGAUGUCAGAGUUGUUGAAGAGGUAGUAAAUAGAGCAAUGCGCGUUCUAAUGUUGUUGUCAGCAAACUUUUCGAACGAAGUCAACUUAAAUUUUAUCAAAGAAGAAACCAUUGGAAUGACAAGACUUCAAGAACUUCCACCACAAGAGCAGAUAUCCCUGUUUGCAACAACAAUUAUGAACAGGAAAAAGCAUUGUAUACGACCUGUUCACACUGUUCCUAAGAAAGAACAGUACUCUAGCUAUAAGACACCUGUAGGUUUAUCAGCUCUACGGGGAUUUGAAUUUUUUCCCGAAAACAAAAAUCAGUCGUAUGAAAAUGCUAUGGCUUUGGAGUUUUUGAAGAAGGCCAGAGAGGAUCGAAUUUAUCACAUGAACGAAUUAAGACGGCAUCAAGCACUAGACAAUCCAUAUAUUUCACAAAUAUCAGAAAAAGAUAGGACAGGGCAGUUUUUAAGAACUAACCAGGGAGAGUUAGACAUAUCUGAUAAAACAAAUAAGGACGAAAGCUUAAGAAAUAAUACAUUCAGAUCCAUAGAAUCUAAACAACAACAUUCUAUUAGAGAAAUGCCAGUGAUGACAUCUAAUGGGACAGGGACAUCAGCAAGACCACUUCCUCAAGAAAAUUCCUCUGUUGUUUGCCCGUCGAAACAAAAAGUUGAACUAAUUAAUCGAAGUAAUACAAAACCAAUCGGUGAGUCAUCGUGUAUAACAUCCAGUUACGUGUCGCAUCGUUCUUGUGAACACGUUUUUAUGGGUAAAGAGGACUCACUGCCGACAGAAAAUGCUCAGAGCAAUGUGCCUUCGAGUAAAACAGUCCAAAACAACAAUCCAAUUAAACGUGAUCCACCUAAGCUUUCACUUCUUAUACCAAAUACUUCAGAAAGCUUUGAUCCUUCAGUGGAGAAAGAUUGCAUGUCUUCUCUGGAACACGGCGAUGAAGAAGAAGAUAAAUCUGCAGAUUCGAUUCUUCCAAAAACAUCUGAUGGUUUAGAAAGUCCGCCGUCUUUGCUGAUGAGUGAUAGUUUGGUAUCCGAUGAAAUUAAAGAAAAGCAAGAUGAGUUCCCACCUAAAUCACAUCUUGGAUAUAAUCAACAAGAUGUAAUCCUUCAAGCCAAAAUGAAGCUUAUGAAUUUAGAGGGACCUGGGGAUGUCAGAGAAAGCAAGGUAUCAUAUAGUGGUCCUUCUGGAAGAUCGGGAAUACGUUCUGGGGCUAGUCCUGGCUAUGAUGAGUACUUGGUGGGAACCCCUAACGGAAGAAGAUCAGGCAGUAGUCAUGCAAUGGAUGAUAGUGCUGGACUAGGCACAAGAAGUCAAACUACCAACAGAGCACCAAAUUUGACCGGUUAUCCUCCACCACAGAGCAUCCACUACCAUUAUCAUUAUCCUGACCAAGGACAAGGGAUAGAUGUGGAGGAAGACCAGGGACCUGGGACUUUCCUUUACCAAUCAGAAAGUCGAAGGCCACCGUCGUCCGUUAGGAGAAGAUUAUCAUCACCUAACAGGGUUAAGUCUGGUCCAAUAUUCAACAUUCAAGGAUGUGCCACAGUGCAGAUUGGUGAUGCCAACGUGGUCACGGGUAACCAGACCGUAGAAGCAACAAACAACAAUCGGAUGAAUGAUAACGAUUCAAGAAAUAAUCGAAAUGAACAAAGAGAUGAUUGGUCUCCUGAAUCACCAGAUAGUCAAAGGGGUGAUGGAUCGCCUCAAUCUGCAGGCAUUAUUAUGGAAGAACCAAGGGUGCAUGGAGGUCAGCCAGAAGGUUCCCUUAAUAUGUUGAGUCCAAGCAAUGAUCCUGUGAAGAAGGUCGAAUAUGAAUCUUCAGACAGUAAUAGUGAUGAAGAUAACAGCAACAUUCCACCCGACGGAAAAGGUUUAGAUUCAGCAGAAAUGUUUGGUAAUGGUGCAGAUUUAACCCAAAACUUGUCUUCCAGUUUUACAGAUAAAACAUAUCAAAAUAAGACAGAGAAGGCAACUUUAAAGGAUGAAAUAUUUCAGAAAGCCCACAAUUCAGGAAAUAUCUUAACAAAUGAAAAAGGAACAAUGGCAUGUGCAUCAGAUAAGGACAUUAGGUCAAUGGAAAAUUCAAAAUCUUCCUUAAAUGUAACUUCACUCAAAAGCUCAACAAAAGACAGUGUGUCAUCAUUAGAACUAGUAUCACUUUCAAGUCAUCUGAGAAAAGGAACGUUCAGAAAAGAUUUGAUAGCUCUCAAAUUGCAUUACAACCAGAAUGUAAGAUGUGAAAUUACAUGUUCUGGGGCGUUACAUGAUGAUGAUGUAGAUUGAUAAUCCCCUUUAUAUGGUAAAAUUAUCCGUAUGAACCAAUAUAAUUCCAAUCUUGCAUUUUGUAGGAUAGCAAAUCUGUGAUUUGGAACAGAUACAAUCAUUAUGUAAUGCAUGGUACAAACAGAGCUUACUGUGUAUUCGAAUUGCUAUAAUGUCUUUCAGUAUAAUAGUUGUUUAUUGUAAUGUUUUAAGGAUUUUAGUGCUUUUGUUUUGUGUAAUACCAUAUUAUACAUGUAUAUUAAUAUCAUUCAUCUUUUGUAUUCAAUAUUAUAGAUAGGGAAAGUGUAUUAAAAUCAGGAUAUCUCUUCAGCCUGUCGUCAUUAUCACAAAUACCCAUGAAGUUUGCAUUGAUUACCGUGAAUCUUUACACUUAAAACUAUUAUUUGAUAAGGAUGCAAUAUUGUUUGCUAUAUACAAGCCGAAAGUAUUGUUUUCUUUCUGGAAAUUAAAAUGCAUCAUAUGAAUAUAAGUUAAGACCAAAAGGUGCUUCCUCAGUUAUUUCGACCAAUAAUAGGUUUCCAUUUGUGACAUUAAUUUAAUGUGUAAUGAAAAUGAAUAUUCAUAGUUCUAUUGAAGAAGAGAGUGUUACCUGUGCAGAUGGUUCCUGAUCUAUGAUUAGUACCCAAUAUGAGUUUACAGCAUUGCUUCCAUUUUGUUUAUCCUUGUAUUUAUUUUUUACUUAAUUUGUAUUUUACCGAGAAAUAUACUAUCAACUACAAACACAUUAUGUCAGCGUCUCUGUCGAUUUACUUAUUGGUAUAUGAUGUAUGUUUGCACAGUUUUGGCUGCUGAAUCCCAUUUUCUUGUUGCAUGAACCUAUUAUUUACUAGUAGAUAUAAAUACGACCAUUUGGGAAGUUUGCCGAAUUUUGUUAAUACAACGGAACUUUAAACAACUUCAUUCAAGUGGGAGGUUUAGCUACCCUAAAAUCAUGUUUGAUCCAUCAAUGUUUUUACGGAAAAUGUCUUUACCAUGACUGGAAUGUGACAGUUGUUUUUAAGUAAUUCUGAUCGUUGAUUACGUUUGAUUUUGCAUGAUUUUAAGGACUUCCCUUUUGAUACGACUGCAAAAAUUGAAAAAAAAAAUCGUCGUAUAUUGCUAUCACGUUUGUGUCGUUGUCGUCUGUGGCGUCCGAAUACUUUAAUUUUUCGCACUCUGACUUUAGUAAAAGUGAAUUUAAAUCUAUGAAAUUUUAACACAAGGUUUAUGACCACAAUAGGAAGGUUGGGAUCGGUUUUGGGAGUUUUGGUCCCAACACUUUAGGAAUUAGGGGCCAAAAAGGGCCCAAAAUAAGCAUUUGCUUGGUUUUCGCACUAUAACUUUAGUUUAAGUAAAUAGAAAUCUAUGAAAUUUUGACAUAAGGUUUAUGACCACAAAAGGAAGGUUGGUAUAGAUUUUGAGAGUUUUGGUCUUAACAGUUGAGGAAUAAGGGGCCCAAAUAAGCAUUUUUCUUGGUUUUCGCACCAUAACUUUAGUAUAAGUAAAUAGAAAUCUAUGAAAUUUCAACACAAGGUUUAUGACCAUUAAAGGAAGGUUGGUAUUGAUUUUUGGAGUUUUGGUCCAAACAGUUUAGGAAUAAGGUGCCCAAAGGGUCCAAAAUUAAACUUUGUUUGAUUUCAUCAAACUUUGAAUAAAUGGGGUUCUUUGAUAUGCCGAAUCUAACUGUGUAUGUAGAUUUUUUAUUUAUGGUCCUGUUUUCAAAUUGGUCUACAUUAAGGUCCAAAGGGUCCAAAAUUAAACUUAGUUUGAUUUUGACAAAAAUUGAAUCCUUGGGGUUCUUUGAUAUGCUGAAUCUAAGAAUGUACUUAGAUUUUUGAUUAUUGGCCAAUUUUUCAAGUUGGUCCAAAUUGUGGUCAAAAUAUGCCAAAUCUAACUGUGUAUGUAGAUUCUUAACUUUUGGUCCUGUUUUUAAAUUGGUCUACAUUAAAGUCCAAAGGGUCCAAAAUUAAACUUAGUUUGAUUUUAACAAAAAAUAAUUCUUGGGGUUCUUUGAUAUGCUGAAUCCAAACAUAUACUUAGAUUUUUGAUUAUGGGCCCAGUUUUUAAGUUGGACCAAAUCAGAAUCUUAAAUUAUUAUAUUAAGUAUUGUGCAAUAGCAAGAAAUUUUCAAUUGCACAGUACUCAGCAAUAAUAUCAAAUCUUCAAUUGCACAGUAUUGUGCAAUAGCAAGAAAUUUUCAAUUGCACAGUAUUGCGCAAUAGCAAGAAAUCUUCAAUUGACAGUAUUGGGCAAUAGCAAGCAAUAUCUAUAUGCACAAUAUUUUGCAAUAGCAAUCAAUUUUCAAUUUGAGUUAUCUUUCUUUGUCCAGAAUAGAUAUUUGUGUAAUAGCAAUCAAUUUUCAAUUGGGGUUAUCUUUCUUUGUCCAGAAUAGUAGUGGAAUCAACUUAAAUCAUUGUUUUAUACAAUAUACAAUGUAUUUUCACUUUUACUACCAACUGAUAAAUUAAAACAAUCUUUACCAUUCAGUGAUAACAAACACUUUUUUUUAACAUUUUAAUAUUUGAUGAUGUAUUUAAAUGAGCAGUUAUUGUUGCAAACUCCAUUGGAAAUUUAAAUUGAGAUCAUUUUUGGAAUAAGGGAAAGGGGGAUGUGAAACAAAAUUGGAGGAGGGGGUCAAUUUUUCUCAUUUCAGAUUUCAUAAAUAAAAACAAUAGCAAGAAAUCUUCAAUUGCACAGUAUUUAGCAAUGGCAAAUAUUUUCAAUUGCAAAGUAUCGCGCAAUGGCAAGAAAUAUCUAAUCGCACAAUAUUGUGCAAUAGCAAGAAAUUUACAAUAUUCUUUGAAAAUUUGAGUUAUCUUUCUUUGUCCAGAAUAGUAGUUGAAUCAACUUAUAUCAUUGUUUUAUACACUGUACAAUGUAUAUUCACUUUUACUACCAACUGAUAAAUUAAAACAAUCUUUACCAUUCAGUGAUAACAACACUUUUUUACAUUUUAAUAUUUAAUGAUGUAUUUUAACGAGUAGUUAUUGUAAGAGGCCAUUAAAAAUUUGAAUUGAGAUCAGUUUUGGAAUAAGGUAAAGGGGGAUGUGAUUGUUUUUUUUAUUAAUAUUCAACAGCAUAGUGAAUUGCUCAAAGACAAAACAAUUUUUUUUAGUUCAUUAGACCACAUUCAUUCUGUGUCAGAAACCUAUGCUGUGUUAACUAUUUAAUCACAAUCCAAAUUCCAAAUUAAGAGCUGAAUCCAGCUUGAAUGUUGUGUCCAUACUUGCCCCAAACGUUCAGGGUUCAACCUCUGCGAUCGUAUAAAGCUGCGCCCUGUGGAGCAUCUGGUUGGAAUUUUCCUUGGAAUUUAUUUUGUGAUAAAUUUCUUAUUAUUUUGAAGAUAUGUCCUGCUAGUACAAAAAGACUUAUGAAUGAAUACAAUUAAUUGUACUUGAAAUAAUAUCUAAUAUUUAGAAGAAAUCUGUAGAAUUAUUUGUCUUGAGGUAUAUUAUUAUGAGUAAAGAACUCGUAACAUGCAUUGUUACAAUCUCACAAAGAAUACAGUUUAAGAAUUGUAGACAGAUUUUUGCAGUAAUUCUUCAUCAGCUCAUGAUUUAAAUAAAACCUUCUAUUCACAUAUCUUGGAUUCACUAUUAUAAUAAAUAAUGUUGAAUUUUAGUUUUUCUUUGUGAUUAAAGAUAUGAACUAU